AUGGGCUUCCCUUCAAUUUCUAAAUUUUUGUUUGGUCCUUUGGUCCCUGUUCUUAGGAUAGAAGGAAUUAUUACUCCAAACACUACAAACUCUAUUGGAAAUAAGCUUAGAAAAAUUAAUACCAGUCGUACUGAAGGUUUAGCAGUUGUUUUAGAUUCAAGAGGCGGUUCUACAGGUCAAUGCUAGACUAUUAGAAAUUAACUAUUACAAUUUUCCAAAGAUAAUAAUAUUCCUCUCUAUUGCUUUGCUGAAAACUUUGCUACUCAUGGUGCAUACUACAUUCUUAGUGCUGGAAAUACUAUCUAUGUUAAUCCUACCAGCAUAGUAGGUAAUGCUUCUGAACCUUAAGCAGAUAUAGAUUUCUCUUAAUUUUUACUUAAGAAUUAAAUCGAAUCUAGAAUUAUAGCUUCUAAUCCAUUAGUUAAUGAAUACAGAUUCAACUGGGCAAUAAAGGACAGCGAAAAAGAUAAAAAGUUUAUUUAAGAAAUUACUGAUAGAAUAAGCAAAUUGAUUUUAGGAGAUAUUCAAGUUUCAAGAGGAAAAAAUUUGAAAGUUAAUGAAGAACUCUUGACUAAAGAAUAUACAGGAAAAUAGGCUAUAAAUAAUGGUUUAGCAGAUUAAUUUGGUACUUACGAAGCCAUUUUAGCAGAAAAGUUCCCUUUAGCUAAGUUAGACCAUACAUCUCUUACUCAAUUUAGUUUUAUUAGUUCCUACUAAUGGAAUUCAAGAUUUGGUAAAGCAAUUCCUCUAUUCUUACUGCUUUCUUUGUUCAGUUUAAAAGUAUUCAUAAAGUACACCUUGAUAAUUUAAUCUUAUUUACUUGUUUCUUCAUAAGAAGAGGGCUAAGAAAAAGAAAAAAAGGUAUAACAUUGA
Molecule: messenger RNA, 873 nt
Organism: Tetrahymena thermophila SB210
Lineage: Eukaryota; Ciliophora; Oligohymenophorea; Hymenostomatida; Tetrahymenidae
Product: peptidase family S49 protein
Exons: 8
Biological process (GO): proteolysis
Molecular function (GO): peptidase activity
Source: RefSeq, a predicted model, not a curated record